Molecule: messenger RNA, 4227 nt
Organism: Myodes glareolus (Bank vole)
Lineage: Eukaryota; Metazoa; Chordata; Mammalia; Rodentia; Cricetidae
Source: RefSeq, a predicted model, not a curated record
GUGCCGUGGCGUCCCUGGCGUUUGUGCUGGUAGCCAGAUACCUUUACCCUCCCCCACAGCCUACGGAGGUAGCUGUGCUUCUGGCGAAGGUCUAACAAAGGCCGUUAGCUACCAUCGCGGACUCAGUACUCUCUAAUUUCCUUAACGUGGAGUGCAGGGUUGAAGAGGCCUCAGAAGAAGGGCAACGCAAGCCAGAUGGGUGCACAUCAUUGCCGGUGGACACUCGGCUCCUCCUCGUCAAAAGAUAAAACAUUCUGCCUUACCACAAAGUGCCUUUCUCCCCCUUUUUCAGUCAGUUGACUCAUUACUUUGGUGUAGCUGAUACAACAAAUGGCAGGCCCCUUCUGGAGAAGGAUGUUCCCUCUCUGGGGAACUCAGGACUCAGUCACCCUGUUCAUUUUUAUUGAAGUUUGCCUGCUGUUGGAACCUGCUGUUCAGAGACACAUAAUGCCUUUCUCUAAUGACCUUUGACUGAGUGGGGAACACAGAGUAAGUUCUACCAACAGAAUAUUCACAUGUCACACAAACCCCAACUAAUAAACAGGAACACCCAGGAUCCUUGGUGAAGAUGGAGCCUGAAAAACACAAACAUGUGUCACCUGAACCUCCUAACAGUACAACUUCACCAGAGUACCAGCCAAAACAUCCAAUCAGGAUGGUGAAGGUGAAGUCCAGAGAAUGCAGAUAUGGCAUGUAUUCAUCCAAAAUCUGGAGAAAAUUCCACUGGAAAUGCUCUAUUGUUCCUAAAGACUCUCAAGGACUUCAGGCCCAAGCUGGUACUUCUACAGAAAGAUCAAAAAGUGAAAUAGAAGUAUCCUAUGCACCUUCUAAGAGUACAGCUUCAACAGUGGACCAGCAAAACCCACCAGUGAGGGCCGUGGAGGUGAUCUCUAAGAAAUGCAGAUGUGUUUCUACUCUGUUAAAGAUAAUUUCUCGAAAGCGACCUGUGAUCCCCCUUGGUGUGGCCAUACCUCAAGUCACCGCUGGUCCCAGAGAAACAGCACAAAUUAAAACCGAAGUGGUACAUAAAAAUGCUGACACUGCACUUUCACCAAUGGUGAAGGUGGGGUGUAGAAAACUCAGAUGCAUUCCUGAAGUCUUAAGAGAAUUUUAUGAUAAACAAGCUACUGCUAAUCAGGAUGCGAACGCUCAUUCUGCAGAAAUGGCGCAAAUGAAAAUGGAAGAGUUACCUGACCGUGCUGACACCACUGUUACACCAGAUGGCCCAGGAACCAUGGUGAAAGUCAAGUGUAAAAAGUUCAGCUGGAUUUCUUCGCUAUUCAAAAGAUUUUGGAAGAAGACACCUGUCACUUCUCGGAAUGUGCAGGAACCUCCAGUUGUAGAGAAUACUUUUGUAAGAACUCCAGAAGCACAAAGAAAAGGCUUGAGCAAUGUCCCGGAUAUUAAACAGAUUUUUUUUAGAGAGGAAGAAUUUGACCAUUAUAAUGAGGGAGCCUGGGAAGACUAUCAAAGUUACUUUCCAGAUGGCAUACCUCUUCCAGAAUCCAGACAUACCAUGGUUUCCACCAUGGUAGAAAGCUACGUAGCCCAAGUGGGAGAUACCGAUAUAGAAGAUCAGCAGAACCUUGAUAGUAAAGAAAGUUUCCCUGAUGCUUUUGAAGUACAGCAGUGGGAGCUCAGAAAGGAAUCUAGCACUGAAAAUCCUGUGCUCAAUGUGCUAUUCCUAGCCCCACCUAAAUCUUCAGAUGAAGAUGUUGUCAUCAUAAAAAAGAAGAGGAAGCAAAGGAGGAGGCGCUACUACUGAUAAAAACUUCUCCAAAUUGCCCUAGUGAGUACUGCAUAUCCAGAGACUCCAUGAAAUUAAAAACAUUGAGGACAUGGGAAACAGAAAUGGAGACAGAGACAGACAGUCUGGGCCUCCAGUUCACUUGAUAACAGACCUUAACCUCGAUAAAGAAUCGCUAUGUGGGAGACUUACUGCUCCCUGGAUCAGUUUCGUCACCCUGUUGUGUUUGGCUUCUGCUGUUCUGAUCUGUCAAAUACCAACUCUGCAAGAAGUUAUUGCUCCAUUGUUUCUGUGUUCUGAACAUUCUGACUUUCCUGCAUGUUGCAGUUAGGGACUUUCUGUCUGACCAUUAGACCUUGGUUAGGUUGCCUAGUAAGCUGCUUAGUUAUCCAUAUACACAAGAAAAACUUGUUGCCUAGUAAGUUGUUUAGUUACCCAUAUACACAAGAACUGCCUUUUUAAAACUAGAAUUAAUAAAUUUUUGCUUUAGAGGCAUUAGGAUUUUGUAAUUGCCAAUGUUACUGGGAUAGGAGAAAAUAAUACUAAAAGAUAAGUUAGACAAAAUAGACAAAAGUAGUCUAAAUAUUUGCAAAGGCAAAUAUGAGUUUUUAAAUUUUGUGUUGAGAAGGCUCAAAUUAAUGCAGCCAGCAUUAAUUUUUUUUCUUAUGUUAACAGGCAAGUGGAGCUCAUGAUGACCCUAAUCAGCAGGCUAAUCCCCCAGUUGAAAUGCAUGAAUAACUGUGAGAAAAAUAAGCAUGGAAGCAUGGGGGUGUCUUUGCCCCAGAGGAGAAAAUUUUGGUUCUUAUAUUAAAGUUAUCCAAAAAUCUAAUAAGACUUAUAUUGAAUUCCUAGCUAGAAUAAAACAAACAAUAGAAAAAAAUUGUAAUUGGAGAAGAAACCUUAAAAUGCCAGGCAUAUAAAAAUACUAAUGAGGGUUGUAAUGAGUUAUGCUAUCGGUUUAGGAAAUAUUAAUAGUUAUAGGAAGUUAUGAAAAGAUAUUUUAUUUAAAAGUAGAAAACUGUAAUUGGCUGCUGAAACUAUGGCCACCACUUGUUAUAAUUUGCAAAAGGGAAAUAAAAAUUUAAAAGAUUUAAAAUGCUUUGAAUAUGAACAAAUCAGUUUCUUAUCAAAGAAGCUCAGACAAAAUUAAAAAUAGUUAAAGAGAAUAUUCAAAAAUUAUUUUUAAAUAGAAUAUAACCUAUGAUCACAUACAAAUUUGUCUGGAGAUCUGACAUUUGAAAAUUUGGAAAUGCUGGAGGGGAAUAUUGGUAGCUUUUUCCUUUGUUCAAGAGGAACAUGGACAUUUACAUACUAAUGCUAAUCACCUUCAUGUUCAAUAUAAAAUUCCAUUUUGGCAAAGGAAUCAUACUUUAAAGCCCAACAGCAAAUUAAAAAAUUUUAAAAAGGAAGAUUUUGGUAUGGAAUUAAUGUGAGAUUUUUGGAAGAAGUAGGGCAACUUUACCUUAAUUCAUAUCAAGUUUCUUAAAUUUGCCCCAAGGGGAUAUCAUAACCAGAGUAGAGAAAUAUUUUUGCUUAUACUCCAAAUGUUGAACUUCCAGAAAAAUUGCCAUAGAUGCUGAAUGACAGCCUGCAUUACUAGUCGUGGAAGGGAAAGGGUCUUGUGUCUCUGCAGGGUGAAUGACGCUUAUGGCUCCCAAAGAAGAUAUUCCAAUAUUGGCCAUGGUACAAUUAUAUUCAUGGAAGCGACCUCGACAACAUCGAUCUUCACCACCGCCGCCAGCUUGGGGUCAGAAUAAAUCGAGCCAAGAAUGAAACGAUAACUGGAAGCCGUCUUCUGGCAUGGGGAGAUGGAGAAAUCAGUGAUAAUCGCAUUGCCUUACUCACAGCCCCUACUGCAAUUCAGAUGCAUAUUUGGAAGAUUGUAGCUGCCUUAAAACCUGUUCAUCUUUUUAAUGGCUCAUUUAUUAGAAUAGCAGUAUCUGCUUCUACUUAGAUUUACCUUGUCUAAAAGUAUUAAUGUUACUGCUUAUGUGCCACUACCAUAUGUAUUUUUAGUUGGAAGAAUUAAUUUUACAAUUGGAAUUAAUUGUUAUGAUUGUCAAUUGUAUUAAUUUAUUAAUUCCUCUGUUAAAUUUAAUCCUCAUAUGCAAUCACUUAUGAUAUUACAGCAGUGUACACAUAUUUGGCUGCCUAUAAACUUGGGUCAUUCUUGGGCUCAAAAUCCUCUAGAUCAUAUUGUUGUAGAAUUCUUCAGUAAGGUAUCGAAAAGAGCAAAGCACAUGUUAGUUAUAGUAAUGGCUGUAAUUCUUAACUUUAUUGCUGUUGUUGCCACUGCUUCUGUGGCUGGUAUUGCUUUACAUACAUCCUUGCAGACAAAACAUUUUGUAGAGCAAUGGCAUAAAGAUUCUCAUGAACUCUGGAUACAGCAAGCUCAAAUAGAUGCUCGACUUCAGACAGAGAUUGAUGUACUUAAGCAAACUGUGGGAUGGUUGGGAAAUAAAUAUCUUUACAAGAACAGA